AUGGGUAAUCAAGUAACAUCCAGCAUGUUUUAUAAAAAUAAUGAUACGAAAAAAAAUAAUGCGGAAGGUAAUAAGUAUUAUGAAGACAAUAACAAAAAAAAAGAAAAAGAUCUGUCCGUGCCAGACAUUUUGUCAAAAAACGAAAAUUUACAAAAUGGGGAUAAGUUAAAACAAGUAGAUACGCAAAAUGUGCAUAUGCAGAAUAGUACAAAAAAUAAUGAAAUUGAAAAAAUAAAGGAAGAAAAUUUUUAUUUAUUUGAUGAAAGUUUAAAUUCAAAUAUUGUUAAGCAUCCUUGUCAUGCGCAAUGGUUUUUAUUUUGGGUAUUCGCAGCAUACUUAAAUGAAAAUUUUUCAGACGCGGAGAGGAAGCAUGUUCAUUCAUUUUAUUCCAAUUUUCCUGAGCAGUGCAUAAAAGGCAAGGGUAAAAAUUGUUUCCUGGAGUUUUCCAAAAUAUAUCCAUUUAGAGCGCAAACCCGGGAAGAAGUGAUGACAUGGUUGCAAAUGUGCGAAAAUUACUGCAGACAAAAGGCAGGCAUACCUGUAAAAAUUUUUAAUUACAAGAAGUUGCUAAAAAGAUGGAGGUAUGAUGAUGCUUAUAUUUAA
Plasmodium gonderi is the source of this 603-nucleotide messenger RNA. RefSeq lists its product as hypothetical. Gene Ontology annotation, molecular function: thiol oxidase activity. The record is from RefSeq and is a predicted model, not a curated record. Bases 1 to 603 code for a protein of 200 amino acids. NCBI's taxonomy places the organism in Eukaryota, Apicomplexa, Aconoidasida, Haemosporida, Plasmodiidae. The transcript is spliced from 3 exons.